GAGUGGCUGCUGUUGGCUGCGGCUGCAAAUACUGUACCCACCGCAGGGAGGGAAGGGAAGGGAAACCCCGCGUCGCUUUGCCUCUAUCUACCCCAGUUGCCUCCCACUCUUCCACACCCGCCUCCACACCUUCAUUCAGGCACGCUGCUCGUCUCGGCUCCACACACAACUCUGAAACUACUCUCGCCAUCGCGAGGAGUUAUCUAGAGCAAGAUCGAUGUCCAAUCCGUGACACGGCUCCCGUCGAACCCCUCUUAGUGGACGCUCACUCGUUAACGGAUGCGAGAAAGCAGUGAGGUAGCCGACUCCAACAGCAGGCGCUCCCGGUCGCACUGGCUCGACUUCCGGAUACCCUCGCUAGAGCGGCGUAAGAUGACGCUCCUCAUCGUCGUCCGCACCACUCCCUAGUUUGAGACCCCGGGAAGCGACUCUCUCAGACUCACCCAUACGCGCUAAUCGCCUCGCCUUCCGGACCCGUGUCCGCGAUAUAGAGUCUCCGCUGACGGAGUUGCCGAUUUGUUUUAGGGUUUGUAAGAACUAGUUGCAGGGGUAGUGCUUCUUGGGAUAUUUAUCGCUCGAUCGGGUGUCCGUAGGGAGAGUUGGUUAGUCCACACGCGUUAUACACCGGCGAUGGGUUCGAGCGGAAUGAGCGGAACGAAGGCGGGCGCGGAGCAGGCGGGGCGGCUGCGCGCGUGCACGUCGGAGCUGAGGGCGGCGGACCAGAUGGCCGCGGAGCGCACCACGUGCGCCGCCAUGGGGCUGCUGCACCCCAGCGCGCCCCGCUUCCGCCUCUGGAACGGCGUGGUGCACGUGCUGGUGUUGUGGUCGUGCUUCUGGGCGUCGUUCGAGUUCGCCUUCCUCCCCGCACCCUCCCCCGCCGUCCUCUACUUCGACGCGGCCGUGGGCCUCGCCUUCCUCGUGCACGCCGCGCUCACCUUCGUCGUCGCGUACCGCUGCUCCGCCACGCUGCGCCUCGUCACCUGCAAGCGAAGGAUCGCCCUCAGGUACCUUCGCGGAGGGUUCCUCUUCGACGUGCUCUCGUCCGUACCCUGUAACUUAAUCUACUAUUGGGCCACCGGCGCGCCGGCGGGCGGCGCGCUGGGCUACGCGUUCCGCGGGCUGGUGUGCCUGCGGCUCUACCGCGUCGUGCACUUCUACCGCGCGCUCUCGCUCCUCGGGCGCGCGAACCGGCCGCUGUACUUCGGCAUCCGCAUCUUCAAGCUCGUGCUCAACAUUGUUCUCGCCUCGCAUCUCUUCGCAGUGGCCUACUUCUUCCUCACGCUCAUGGAGCCCGACCCCGCCGCCACGUGGAUCGGGCAGGGCGUGGGCGCGGACUGGCCGUCCCAGCCGGUGUUGCUACAGUACAUCGCCGCCAUGUGGUGGUCCAUCUUCGUCAUCACCAGCAUCGGCCCCGCGUACACGGCCGUCACCACGGCGGAGCAGAUCUUCUGCUGCUUCUACGCGCUCUUCGGCAUGGCCGCCCUGGCGUACACGCUAGGAACGCUCACGAUGCUGAUGGUGAAGGAGUCGAGCAAGACCAUGCAAUACCACGAGGACAUGGCGGCGCUCAAGGCUUACGCGGCGCGCACCAACCUGCCCUCCGACAUGGAGAAGCAGCUGCGGCAGCAGCUGCGCGUGCAGCUGCAGAUGGGCAAGAGCGACACCUCCACCUUCCUCGCGCACAUCCCCGCGCACCUGCGCGCCGCCGUCUCGCGCCAGCUCUACCUGCCCAUUGUGGAGAACCUCGACGGCUUCUCGCUCUGCUCCAAGCCCUUCCUCAAGCAGCUCGUGGCGGAGAUGGGUGUGCACACAGUGAUGCGCAACGACGUGGUGACGUCAGAGGGCGACGUGGCCGCGCACCUGUACAUCGUGCUGUCAGGCAAGCUCGUGCGCGAGGACGGCCCGCAGUCAGCGUUAGAGGAUGGGCGCUCUGCCUUCCUCAGUGCGGGCGCGGUGUUCGGCAAGACGGCCGUCAUGUGCGGCGUGCCGCACCUCUUCACCGUGCGCGCCCUGGAGCACUCCCAGCUCCUGCGCCUCUCCUCCUCUGCUUUUUCCGCCAUCGCUUCCGCCUACCCCGCGGACGCCGCCCUCCUCUUUUCCACGCUGCGCAACACCAUCUCUGGCGCGCCCUCGCUCGCCCGCGCGCCCUCGGAGCACGCGGUGGCACAGGGCCUGCCCCGCGGGCUGCCCGUGUGGAUGAGCGUGGGGGCCACGCCCGAGGGGCCCCAGAAGGGGGGAAUGGGCGGGCAGCAGCAGGUGCAGCUGGAGUCGAUCGCCGUGCAUGGGGGGGACGGCGACCACGUGGCGGCGGUGUGCAGCGCUGCUAGCGCUGGCCGCGUGGACGAGCUCUGCAGCCUGCUGGCAGGCAAACCGGCGCUGGCCGUCUGCCACGACUACAACGGGCGCACACCACUGCACGUGGCAGCUGCCUAUGGCCACGUGGCGUGCAUCAGCGCACUGCUCAAGCACCGCGGGGUGGACAUCAACGCCCUGGACCGUUGCGGCGCCACACCUCUCCUGGAGGCGGUGAAGAACGGCCACAGCAGGGCAGCAGAAACACUGCAGGCAGCCGGCGCGGCCCUCCUGCUCAAAGACGCCGGGGCCACCCUCUGCCGCCUCGCUGCUGCUGCUGCUGCUGCUGCUGCUGCUGCUGCUGCUGCUGCUGCUGCUGCUGCGGCAUCUGGUCCCAUUCCCCGCACCACCACCUCCUCCUCCCCUUGCCUCCCCGCCACCCCUGCUGCUGCCCCCUCCGCUUCCUCCUCUGCUGUCAACUCCCCUGCCAUCCCCGCCCUCUCCUUGUCCACGUCAGCAGCAUCCUCCACGUCAGCGUCUCUGCUUCGCUCCCUGUCAAGCCGGGCAAAGGUGAACAGUGGCAGCAGCAGGGGCGGCGGCAGCUUGGAGUAUCUGCAGCGGCUGCUGGCAGCGGGAGCGGAUGUGAGCGCGCAGGACUAUGCAGGAUGCACGGCCCUGCACGUGGCUUGUGCCAAUCGCAGCGCGCCCGUUGCCAAGCUGCUUAUGGCCCAUGGAGCAGACCCCCACUUGGAGGACGUGAGUGGGAACACGCCCUAUGACCUGGCCAGGGCAUCGGGGGUCCCUGAGCUGCUGGACCUGCUGGAGAUCCAACUAGACAGCCAGCCCUCCACCCCCACUGAAGCCUCUGCUCUUGCAGGGAGCUGUAUUGGUGGUUGCGUUUCAAGGGGACAUCUCUUUGAAACCCUGCAGAAGUAGUGUAUGGAUGGAUGUGUGCUGUGUAUUAUGGGAUGCUUUUGCAGCUGUGUAUCAUGCUUUGUUUGUUGUAGUGUAAUGCAUGCUUGGUUGGUGAACCAACCGGCAGAUGUGUGAGUUAUUCGUGCAAUGUAUUAUUAGCUGUAAUAAUCAAAUGUUAACAUGAAU
Closterium sp. NIES-67 is the source of this 3393-nucleotide messenger RNA. Lineage: Eukaryota; Viridiplantae; Streptophyta; Zygnematophyceae; Desmidiales; Closteriaceae. The record is from the annotation of a GenBank genome assembly.